Heterostelium album PN500 is the source of this 1284-nucleotide messenger RNA. It is a transcript of the gene psmC3, whose product is annotated as 26S proteasome ATPase 3 subunit. Gene Ontology annotation, biological process: proteasome-mediated ubiquitin-dependent protein catabolic process. Lineage: Eukaryota; Evosea; Eumycetozoa; Acytosteliales; Acytosteliaceae. Gene Ontology annotation, molecular function: proteasome-activating activity; ATP hydrolysis activity; ATP binding. Gene Ontology annotation, cellular component: proteasome regulatory particle, base subcomplex. The coding region runs from base 1 to 1284 and encodes 427 amino acids. The transcript has 3 exons. The record is from RefSeq and is a predicted model, not a curated record.
AUGUCAAAGAGAUCAAAUGCCAAUGCAGCGGCUGCAGUUGCAAGUAAAGAGGAGACAAUGCAAGCAGAGAAAGAAGCAGUGAUACCAGAGGAGAUCUUUCAGCUGAGUGCAGAGGAUAUUAUGAAGCGUGCCAAGCUCUUGGAGAAUGAAACCAAGUUGCUCAGAGGUGAACACAUCACCAAGCAUCUCGAAAUAGACUCUCUACAAAAGAAGAUUAAAGAGAACAACGAGAAACUGCAGGUCAACAGUCAACUUCCACAUCUCGUAGGAAACGUUGUCGAAAUCAUGGAGAUGACACUGGAUAACGAAACAAAACCAACCAAAUGUGUUGUUGUAAAAGCUUCAACUAGACAAACUAUUUUCUUGGCAUUCCCAGGUAUUGUUGAUGUAGAUAAAUUGAGACCAGGUGACCUUGUCGGUGUAAAUAAGGAUAGUUAUAUUAUUUUAGAUACAUUGCCACCAGAAUAUGAUUCACGUGUAAAAGCUAUGGAGAUUGAUGAGAAACCAACUGAAGAGUACAGUGAUAUUGGUGGUCUCGAUAAACAGAUUCAAGAGUUGGUGGAGGCAGUCGUUUUGCCUAUGACACAUAAAGAGAGAUUCGAAUCGAUCGGUAUCAAACCACCCAAGGGAGUGCUGAUGUACGGUCCACCAGGAACCGGAAAGACUUUGUUGGCCAGAGCUUGUGCCGCUCAAACCAAUUCCACCUACUUGAAGUUGGCCGGUCCACAGCUCGUUCAGAUGUUCAUUGGUGACGGUGCCAAGCUGGUUCGUGACGCGUUUGCUCUCGCCAAAGAGAAGGGUCCCACCAUUAUCUUUAUCGACGAGUUGGACGCCAUCGGAACCAAGCGUUUCGACAGUGAGUUGUCGGGUGAUCGUGAGGUGCAGCGUACUAUGUUGGAGUUGUUGAAUCAGCUCGAUGGUUUCAGCUCCGAUGCCAAUAUCAAGGUGAUUGCCGCCACCAAUCGUAUCGAUAUUCUGGAUCCAGCGUUGUUGCGUUCCGGUCGUCUAGAUCGUAAGAUUGAAUUCCCAUUGCCAAACGAAGAGGCUCGUUCUCACAUCCUUCGUAUUCACUCGCGUAAGAUGAACGUAAGUCCCGACGUUAAUUUCGAAGAGUUGGCACGUUCCACCGACGAUUUCAACGGUGCUCAACUCAAGGCCGUUUGUGUAGAGGCCGGUAUGAUCGCACUGAGACGUGGUGGUACCGAGUUGGCUCAUAACGAUUUCACAGAAGGUAUUCAAGAAGUUCAAGCCAAGAAGAAGAAGAGUUUAGAAUACUAUGCUUAA